Messenger RNA from Fusarium verticillioides 7600, 1263 nucleotides. RefSeq lists its product as hypothetical. Gene Ontology annotation, biological process: carbohydrate metabolic process. Gene Ontology annotation, molecular function: polygalacturonase activity. Lineage: Eukaryota; Fungi; Ascomycota; Sordariomycetes; Hypocreales; Nectriaceae. The coding region runs from base 1 to 1263 and encodes 420 amino acids. The transcript has 6 exons. The record is from RefSeq and is a predicted model, not a curated record.
AUGUUGUUCAAUAACCUUCUCUCGGCGGUCACUGUGUCUGCUCUUGUGUCGUCAGUCAUUGGCACCUCGUCACGCAACUCGGCGCUGCCAAAGAGACCUCAUGUUGAAGCUGCUCCCUAUGGCACAGGAAAAGCCUUUCCUGCUUCUCCCGCGCGAUCUCGUAAGGACUUCUGUUAUGUCAACGCGGGUAAGGGCAAGAAUGUCGACGAUGCUACUCGCAUUCUGAAAGCAUUCAAGAAGUGCAAUAAAGGUGGCACAAUUGUACUGGAUCAAAAGUACAGCAUUGCCUCGCCACUUGACUUGACCUGGCUCGCUCAUGUCGAUGUCAUCAUUACUGGAGAGGUCAACUUCAAGUCCGACCCGUACUACUGGGCAGACCACAGUUUUAAAUAUGACUUCCAGAACAUGUCCUCGUUCUGGAAGAUUGGUGGCAAGGACAUCAAUAUUUAUGGCGACCUAACAAAGGGGGCAUCUCUGCUUGAUGGCCAUGGGCAAGCUUAUUGGGAAGAGAUGGCUGUCAAUAAGACUCUACUGAGGCCAAUCCUGUUGACGAUUGAGGACGCACAUGGUCUUACUAUGUCAAACCUGCGAAUGCGCAACCCACCCAAUUGGUUCAACAUUAUCAUCAACAGCACCGAUGUUUUGAUCAGUGACUUGGACCUCGAAGCCAAGAGUUUAAAUGGUGUCAAAAUCGCCAACUCUGAUGGUUGGGACACAUAUCGCUCCGACCGCAUUGUUAUCCAAGACUCCGUUAUCAACAACACAGACGCAACAGAUUGCGUAUCCUUCAAGCCAAACAGUACAAACGUAGUUGUGCAAAACCUCGUGUGCAAUGGCUCUCAUGGUAUCAGUGUCGGUUCCCUGGGCCAGUACAAGGGUGAGACCGACAUCGUGGAGAAUCUUUACAUCUACAAUAUUUCCAUGUCCAAUGCCAGCGACGGUGCUCGAAUCAAGGUCUGGCCCGGCGUUGAGACUGCUUUCCAGAGUCUGUUGAACGGCGGCGGUGGUCUCGGCCGUGUCAGAAACGUGACAUACGAUACGUUCUACCAUGAGAACAACGACAACGCUAUUACCAUUACUCAGUGUUAUGGCCAGAAGAACCAGACUCUAUGCAACGAGUUCCCGGCAAACUUGACUAUUGAGGAUAUCACCAUGAAGAACUUCUGGGGAACAGUUUCAACGAAAUACGACCCACGAGCUGGAUCUCUUGUUUGCAGUGCACCCGAUAGUCCAGGUUCCAAGCAAGAAGCCGCCGGUCUAUGA